GACUGGGAGCCGAACAGGAGCUACAGGAUCCGCGGAGAGCCUCCUGGUAUACCGUCAAUCAGUGCGCUGUUUCCCGCUGGAUCCACCCAGACAUGUCGGCCUCAGGAAAAUAACAAGUCCGCGGAGACAUCAACCUCCGAUCCGGUCAGACCGACACCAGGAGCGGGGAGACAACAGCGGGUUUACCGGAGUGUGUAGCUGUCAAUGCUGGACUCCCUGAUCCCCCAGCUGUAGGAUCUGUGAGGCUGGGAGCGACCACGCCCAGCCGCCCACCAAACCACCUGACCCAACAUGAUGGCCUCCAGCGACGUAGACACCCGAGGUGAAGGCUCUUUAUUCUCCGACCAAAAUCCGUCAGAAAUGGACGCACUCUGUCCGUCUCCUCCCGGACCGUCCAGACCCCAGCGUCACUACGAGAGGAUCGGAGGACGGGCAGGAACCUCUUUCUGUCAGACUCUGAUCCACCUGCUGAAGGGGAACAUUGGUACAGGGCUGCUGGGGCUGCCUCUGGCUGUCAAGAACGCAGGCCUGGUGCUGGGACCUGUCAGCCUGCUGUGUAUGGGCUUGGUAGCGAUCCACUGUAUGAGGCUGCUGGUGAAGUGCUCCCACCACCUCAGUGCAAAGAUGAACCGGCCAUCCCUGAAUUACGGCGAGGCGGUGCAGUACGGGAUGGAGAACGUGUCUUGGCUGAGGAGACACUCAGUGUGGGGAAAACAGACGGUGAACUUGUUUCUCAUCAUCACCCAGCUCGGCUUCUGCUGCGUCUAUUUCGUCUUCCUCAGUGACAACAUUAAACAGGUGGUUGAAGCCGCCAACGCCACCACCUUCAACUGCCACAUCAACAACACCAACCAGACGCAGAUCCUGGUGCCGAGCUUCGACUCCCGUCUCUACAUGCUCUGCUUCCUGCCCGCCAUCAUCCUGCUGGUUUUCACCCCCGACCUCAAGUACCUGGCUCCGCUGUCCCUGGUGGCCAACCUGGUGAUGACCGCCAGCCUGAUCCUCAUCUACUUCUACUCUCUGACGAACAUCACGUACCCCAUCAACCUACCUGCAGUGGGCAGACUCAAAGACUACCCUCUCUUCUUUGGGACCGCUGUCUUCGCCUUCGAAGGGAUCGGAGUGGUUCUUCCUCUGGAGAACAAGAUGCAGAGGCCUCAGACCUUCAUCCCCGUCCUGUACGUGGGGAUGGGCAUCAUCACCUUCCUGUACAUCAGCCUGGGAACCAUCGGAUACAUGUGCUUCAAAGAGCACAUAGGAGGGAGCAUUACUCUCAACCUGCCCAACUGCUGGACGUACCAGGCGGUGAAGCUGCUCUACUGUUUUGGUAUCUUCAUCACCUUCGCCCUGCAGUUCUACGUUCCAGCAGAGAUCCUCAUACCGCCCUUUGUGGCUCGUGUGUCAGAGCGGUGGGAGAAGGUCGUUGACCUGCUGCUGCGCUCCUUCCUCGUCAUCUUCACAUGUGCUCUCGCCAUCCUGAUCCCGGAGCUGGACCUCGUCAUCUCGUUGGUGGGCUCCAUCAGCAGCAGCUUCCUGGCGCUCAUCUUCCCUCCCAUCCUCCAGAUUCUAACCUUCUACACGGAGGGCCUGUCGCCACUGGUCAUCCUCAAAAACAUCGUCAUCAGCGUGUUCGGGCUGGUCGGGUUCGUCACCGGAACUUACAUUGCCAUCGAGCAGAUCAUCACCCGGAACAUGAAGCAUGAGGGGGACGUGUCCACCUACCUGGUCCAGUGAUGAAGAGCAGGUGGAUGUGACACACCCAGGACAUGUAGGAACCAUGUUAGGGCACAUGUUUAUUUGUUCUCUGUGCUGCUGUUGACACAGCGGCUGUUUUAUCAUUAGUCUGUCACAUGUAGGAGCAGGAUGGAGCUGAGAGGAUCCGUGGUGCUCGUGUCGUGUCACCAGGUGCAAGUGACACACACACGACUGCAGCCGGUCACUCGCAGCUCAUCAAGUCCACACCUUUAGUGCAAUCUGAUAAUAAUCUAUAUGAAUCUGAUGAAGACUAAAUCAUUCCUUCAGGCAGCAGCUGCCUGCACAAGAUCUGAGAGAUUUUAGAGGUAAUUUUAUUUUACUGAUGUUUAAUCAAACUACCUCACAGCUGGCUCCAUUCGGUCGUUCCAAACUGUGUUAGCGUCCAGAUUAGACGCUGUCGCCGACACAGUGUGGACUUGUUACUUAAACAGCUUCUCAUUCACAGCUUUUAGAGUUUGACCGCCCUCCACCUCAUUUAGAGAAAAACACGUCAAUAUUUUUUACUGCACUUUGAUUUUUUGCCUUAUUCAGUUAAACAGCGCACUACAUCCGCAGAGACAACACACCACACACACCGUCAUCGAACUGACUGUAACUUCAAACGAUAAGAGAUUAUUUUAACCAAACGCAGAACAAAGAAGGGUCGAGUUACGACAAAUGUUCUGACCUUGUUACAGAAACUUCUGAAAUCCAAAAAUCAGUCAUUCAAAUGAAAUAAGAAACUUGGAUUCUUUGAGAAUUGUGCUUUUUGGUUGUGCUCAUCAGAUCCUGACUGUAGGUUCACAUGUGUCAGAGCGCAGUGCUCACAGUGGAGCUUAGAGAGACGAGAGUAAAUAACAUUUACCAAAGGAAAACCUACAUCUCAUGAAGAACCCUGAGAUCAGGGGUCAGUAACCUUUACUCACUGGCCAAAUCAGCUCUGAAAGAAUCUGCCUGGAGCUGCAGAACAUGAGUGAUCCUCAUAAUGAAGAUAACAGGAAGUCUAAAUUCACCCGUCAACAUCACCAACAGGUCUAAAUGAGCAUUUACUAAUACGUUUAACCACAAGGGGGCGACAAACAAAUGUGUCCACGCGCUGUUAAACUCUUUAUUGUUGAUCUAGAAUCCUCAGCUGGCUCUGCUCAGCAGAUCCAAGAGAAGACUUCGCUACUGAAGUUCAACUAAACAAAAAGCAAAAGGCGACGAGCCACAUGACGCACGAUCACGUCUGAAUAAUCCUGUGUGCAGGCUACGCAUCUUUACAAUUGAGGGUGUAAGAAUGACACAAGGCCAACAACCAUGAAAACUGAAAAUUUUAAAAAACAGCCAAUUUUAAUUUCUGUAUAAUUUUUUGCCAGUCGCAGGGAGCCACUGGAGAAGAGUUACAGAGCCACAUGUGGCCCCGUAGCUGCAGGCUGUCGACCCCCGCCUCAGAUACUGAAUGAAACGUUCAGGAAAACGAUUCCAACAUUUGUUUCGUCGGUUGACUACACACCAUCAGCCAUGCAAUUUCACGUAGAGACAAACGCGUGUCUCUCUGUGGUCGUUGUCAUGACAACGCUGGAACAUUCAGCUCAGGUGAAACUCAAAGGGAAAACAGAAAUUAAACUUUUUAAUGAGGAGAUAAAGAACAUUUACAUUUUUAUUUAUUUAAGGUUUAAAAGUCUUUUUUACUGUCUGUGUGUUUUAGUUGUUCAGAGGAACCAGGGUUUGAUGAGACAGAUCAGAGUUGCAACAAGGUCUAACUGUGGUGUGAACAUUGUUAUCUCCCCGUGUGCGUUACACAUCUACGUUACUUUAUAACAACUAGACAGAGAAUCUCCUUUUAUUUUAGUUAUUUUUUAAAAGGGAGACUUUCAUUAAAAAAAGGCUUCAAGUUUUAAUUAAAGUAAUAAAAAGCUUCUGUUUAACUAAAAAAAAUCCCCUCUGUGUUUAUUCCUUUGAAGCUCACUGUAGCCGACAGUGAUAAUAAUUUUCUGAGACAGUUAUUCCACCAUGAAUAUGUGGCUCUGUUGCAGCCCGCGUCCUGAUCGAUGAGCACAAUGAGAAUCAGUAAAAAAGAAGUGAAACUCGACCCAGAACAAAAUCAGACACAUUUAUUAAACAAACGAUUAAAAAUAAAAAAUAUAUCAGAGUUUAGAAAAACAGAGUUUUUCUGUGUUUAUGUUGCAAAUGUUUUUCCUUUUCUUUAAAACUUUUAUUUUUGGGGAUCUGAUUUUUUUUUAAUGUGUUUUUAUGUAUUUACUAAAUUAAUGGUUGGGUACCUUUGAGUAGUUUUUUAUUAUUUAGACUUAAACCUUUAAAGUGUUUAAUUUCAGAGACUCUGCAUGUAAAAUAAUGUAAAAUGUCUGUAAUAUAAAACAUGUUUUAAUUAGGAGCUGUAGGUGUAUUAUACUGAUGAAGAAGAAGAAACCAUCCCUCCGUGUGCUUUAGUGAUCCGAGACCUCUGUACUGGUGUGUGUGUGUGUGUGUGUGUGUGUGCGCAGUGUUUGUGUGUGUACAGAGAAGUGAAGCUUUGAGCCUUACGUGUAAAGAUCUGUAACAGCUGAUCGUUCAAACACAGCUGAUGGUGUUUUUCUGUAAAUAUCCAUUUUGUUUUUACAUGUAAAUGUCUCACGCACGCACACACACACACACACACACAAACACACACACACACACACACACACACACGCGUCUCACCUUAUUUUAAACAACAGUUUUUUUCUCGUCGCCUGUUGACAAACUGAUGAGAUUUGCUCCAAAUUUCCCACUGGACACUUUAAUAUGAGGAUGAUGAGGAUGAGGAUGAUGAGGAUGAGGAUGAUGAUGAUGAUGAUGAUGUGCAGCUACCCAAAGAAGACUAACUGUAUUAUCGUUUACAGCUGCAGCUAGUGAUGAAAUUAAAGGGGAUGUAUUCUGCUCAUGUUCAGGUUCAUACGUGCAGUUUUGGUUUUUACCAGAACAUGUUUACAGUAAAACACUUUAUGUUCUUCAUCCUGUCUCUGAUGAACACCUUGAUUUACCUUCUGUCUGAAGCCACGCCCCCCAGUGACAGCGCCGGGCUUUGAAGCCAACUUGAAAUAGUGGCCAAACUGUAACUCAGACUUCCUGCUCUGAUACGUGAUGCCGUGUCCAUCACAUGACGCCAUGUCCAUAGAGCCCCGCCUCAAACGCUGUCUCCAGGUCUCCUGCCUCCUGAAACAAGCCCAGUCUGCUCUGAUUGGUCAGCAUUUCUGGAGCUUCUAUAUCUCUGCAGUGUCAUUUCAGCCAGGGAAUAACUAACUGAGAAUAACUUCACUUUCUACUGUUAAAAGUCUCCAAUCAAAGCUUCUGAACUUGAAUCUUUGCACACGGACAUUUUCCAGCGGGAAUAUUAUCUGAAAUCUGGGAGAAAUUAACAACAUCGGCAGCUAAGAUGACAUUUCCCUGACAUUAGCAUGUAGCUGCAUGUAGCAGUGUAUGUAGUGUGAACAGCUGAAGCAGAUGACCUUUGUUCAGGCGCCACCAACCGUGUCAGGCCAAACAGUGGUACUGCAGUGUCAGAGCUCCGUCACAUGAUGCGAUGGGACCCGCAAAAUAAAUUUCCCAUUGACUCACAUCAGGAAAGAGACGACUGUUAAUCAGUGGAUCUGUUUUUAAUUCUUUAAUGUCACAACCCCCGAGAGAUGAUUUGUUUCACCGUUCGUUUGGUGACAUCAGGAGAGUCCAGAUGAGCUGCAAGAUUAAAUCACUUUGUUCCCAUUGAAGUCAGCAGAGCGCUAAACAGGAAGUUAACCACUUGGCCACCCAGUCGUGAGUCUCUGUGCGUCUGAGACCAGUGAUGCAGAAGAGGCGCUGAUCGUCAGGGUGAUGACGCGGAGCGAUUUUGGCUUCACGUGUCUUUUACAGGAAUGAACAUGGCUCUGCCUCCAGCGCUGUAUCCAGGUGUCUUUAAACAUCUGUGGUCAUUAUUCUACUCUACAUACAUACAUACAUACAUACAUACAUGUAUAUAUAUAUAUGUAUAUAAACAUAAAAUAAGACAAAGCACAAUAGAUCCCCUUUAACUGUCAACCAUUUAUUAUUUUAUAGAUUAAUUAAGAUCAAAUGUCCAACACGUCCUCCUCCAGUCACACUGAUGUUUAACAGCAGUUAUAAAAACUGGAUCCAACAGAUGUUUGAAUUUGUGUUUGAUCAUUAAAAACAGAUAACCCACUUUA
Messenger RNA from Epinephelus lanceolatus (giant grouper), 5915 nucleotides. It is a transcript of the gene slc36a1, whose product is annotated as solute carrier family 36 member 1. The record is from RefSeq and is a predicted model, not a curated record. Gene Ontology annotation, cellular component: vacuolar membrane. Gene Ontology annotation, biological process: glycine transport; L-alanine transport; proline transmembrane transport. Lineage: Eukaryota; Metazoa; Chordata; Actinopteri; Perciformes; Serranidae. Gene Ontology annotation, molecular function: L-alanine transmembrane transporter activity; amino acid:proton symporter activity; L-proline transmembrane transporter activity.